Molecule: messenger RNA, 291 nt
Organism: Ostreococcus lucimarinus CCE9901
Lineage: Eukaryota; Viridiplantae; Chlorophyta; Mamiellophyceae; Mamiellales; Bathycoccaceae
Exons: 1
Coding region: 1-291 (96 amino acids)
Biological process (GO): regulation of translational initiation
Cellular component (GO): cytoplasm
Source: RefSeq, a predicted model, not a curated record
AUGGAUAUUUUGAACGAGUCGAGGAGGGUGCGAGCGGCGACGCAUAAUAUUUUGGCGUAUCGAGUGUCGAGGAACGACGCGUCGAAAACGUUUUACCAGGAUCACGACGACGACGGCGAGACCGCGGCGGGUGGGCGAUUGCUUCGGUUGCUCGUGCUCGCAGACGCGCGAGACGUCGUCGUAGUCGUCUCGCGCUGGUACGGGGGGAUCCAUCUGGGACCGGCGAGAUUUCACGUCAUAAACGCGUGCGCCAAGGACGCUCUCGUGGCUCUAGGAGAGAUUCAUCAAUAG